UUUCUUCUCUUUCUUGCACCGCCUUUGAUUCAGACGUAUUGUGGUUUGAUCUGUAUUUUCUCUUGACAAUUCCAUGUUCAGACGACUCGGUCAGGUCGCUCGACAUAUUUCACGCCCGCUCCCAAACUACGCGCACGCAGCUGCAGCGAGCCGAGCGUCGUCGAUAACGUCAUCAAUCAUGACUUCGACACAGCAGAAAGGCCUGAUCCACACGGCCGCCUGUUUGAUUAUUGGAGAUGAGGUGCUGGGGGGCAAGACGGUUGAUACAAAUUCGGCCUAUUUUGCCAAAUUUUGUUUCUCACUCGGCAUCAAUCUCCGCCGCGUGGAGGUCAUUGCGGAUGAUGAGAGUGAGAUUGUCGAGGCGGUCACACGCAUGUCCAAGAACUAUGAUAUGGUUGUCACGUCAGGAGGAAUUGGACCCACACACGACGACAUUACUUACCAGUCCAUAGCCAGGGCUUUUGGCUUGCAAUUGAAGCUGCACGACGCGGCCUUUGAGCGCAUGAAGCGUCUCUCCAAGCCGCACAAGUCGCAGGAGAACUUUGACUGGAACGUACCCUCUGCAGCGCUCACGGCGAAGUUGCGCAUGGUCGAGCUGCCCAUAGACGAUGCGGUACCUGAUGAGGAUCAAGUCAUUUUUGUGAACGAAACGCUCUGGGUGCCAGUCAGUUGUGUGAAUGGCAACAUCCACAUCCUGCCUGGCGUGCCGAGGCUGUUCGAGGCCAUGCUUGACGGACUGAAGCCCCGCGUGCUACCACGGCUGUCGGAUCCAGAGGGCAAAGGCGUGCUACGAAUCCUUAUCUCGACCCCUCUAGCUGAGAGUGCAGUUGCGGGGUACCUGACGGAGCUGGCAGCCAAGGCAGAGCCCAAGGGCGUCAAGGUGGGCAGCUACCCGCGCUGGGGCAAAGAUCGCAACACGGUGACGCUCGUUGGUCGCGAUCGCGAGUUCAUGGAGAGUCUUGUGCCUGAAGUGGAGGCGGCGGUUCAGGGGCGGCGCGUAGCGGUCGAAGGAGAGGACGACGGAAACACGUCUGACAAAGACACGUAGUCGGCAGGAUGGUGUGUUGGCAUGUAGGUUUUUGGACGAAUUUCAAUGUGCAUAUUGUCGACGGCGACGUGUCGUUGCGACACAACAUGAAGAUGGGUCGGCGUGCAGGGCCGGCAUGCAAGCUUCUCGAAGCUCUGCAGAAGGCAGUCUUGUCCCACCCGAGCAAGUGUGCCGAGGCAGCGUGAAGGCCCGAUAAGGCAAUUCAACAGUGGAAAAAAGGCUUUGUCU
Dothidotthia symphoricarpi CBS 119687 is the source of this 1276-nucleotide messenger RNA. RefSeq names its product Molybdopterin binding protein. Bases 179 to 1048 code for a protein of 289 amino acids. Lineage: Eukaryota; Fungi; Ascomycota; Dothideomycetes; Pleosporales; Dothidotthiaceae. The transcript is spliced from 4 exons. The record is from RefSeq and is a predicted model, not a curated record.